GUCGGUCUUCCGCGACUGCGGCAGUCCCAGCGUCACCUCGAACGUGCUCCCAGAAAACCACGAUGGAGUUCACGCUUACUUUCGAUGCGGUCGGCGACUUCAUCGCAGUCAUCGAAGUCGUCAGAAGCAUCAUUGUCGCGCUGGACGACUGCCGCGGCUCGGUCAAGGAAUACCGGGAUGUCGUCCAAAGCCUCGAGGUUCUCGAGAAAACACUCCAGCUGGUGGCCGAUCUCUACAAAAACCAAAGCCCUACCAACGAUCUCGGCGACCUGAGGGCGAUUGCGAUGCGCUGCGUUGAGCAGAUCCGCUUAUGCCUGCAGGGAUUCGGCGAAAAGAUUCAGAAGUUUGUGCCAAGCCUUUCAAAUGGGGGAACGAAGAACGUGUUCAAGGACGUGGCAAGAAAGAUCCAAUGGAAACUGGAGGAGAGUGACGUCGACAAGUUUCGAGCCGAGGUAGCGGGGUACACGUUGUCACUGAACGUGCUACUGGAAGUCACCACAGCGCGGGUGGUUCAACGAAACCACGAAGCUGCGAUCCAACAGGCGGCCCACACCGAAAAUCGCACGGCAGUCAUGAUUCGUAACUCGAACCAAUCCCUGAAGGGAUACUUUGGCAUGAUCGGACGAAGGAUACUCUCGAGAUUGGAUUUCGUUUCCAGGCUGGGCAUCGAGUUGAGAAGCUCCACGGCCCAAGUCAUAUCAAUGGUCCUCGCCGUGUCAGCGGAGUUGAGCAGCAUCAGAACAGUCAUCAUGAGACUGGAGCGCCCCGUUAGCGAGGAAUUCUUCCUUCUCGAAGACGCGACUGGGAAAGUGUUUCCUGUUCAUCUGAGGACCAUCACCUCCUGGGAAGCAUUCGAGUACAUCAUUGUCGACAGAUUCAAGGGCAGAAAGGGUGCCCAUCGGAUUCAACGCAAGCGUUACUCGUUGCAGGAACGGGCCACCCGCAGAGCAGUUGACCGUUCCAUGGAGUGGGAUAGCGCUUUCCUACCGUAUCAGAAAGUCGACAUGAGCCUGAUGUGUAGAGAAGCACAGAGAGCCACGCCGACAAAGUCCUCACCCACUUGUCCCCGAUGUUUCACGGAAUCACCUGGGGAGACGGGUGUUGAGGUACAGUGCCAAAAUUGCCGCAUGUUCUUCACACGAGUCGUUGAAGUGGAUGACGAAGUCCUCCCCGACGCUCCGACGCCCCCUCCUCAUCUCGCCCGCGAAGCUCGCUUCGGCCAAUCAGCGUUCAACGUCACUACGAGUGCGAGGACGAAAAGAACCAGGGAAGAAGCAGAGUCCGAAAAUGAACAGGAAUGUACGUGCGAAAGGCCAAAGAGGCGUAAAGAGCAGGAAAGCAAGAAGAGAAAAGCAACCUGCGAGAAGCCAGAAUCCGAUUCCGACGAUGAGGACGUUCAAGGUUUCGUGAGAAUCACUCUGAUCUCUAAGCGCAAACGAAUCCAUGGGCCGGUUCUACCGUUUUCCGCGAACCAGACAGAGUCUUUUGACUCCAUGGCACACAAGCUUCUCGGAGGGAGAAAUGGUUCGUCGGACGCUACUUCUCAACUCGACGCAUCUUUCUCCUCGUCAGUCAGCCAGGCAACAAAGAGCAGCUUUGGAAGUAUGUCAGUACGUCCAAUGGUAAAGCUAUCGGGCGCGUCAUUCCAGACCAGCCGCGAUAAUGCUCAGAACGAGGAUGAGGACGAGGAACCGUCCAUCGAUUCGAGCGAUGAACCCAUCGAACACAUGAAACCUCUCUCCGAUGAAGCAGCAGAAUCCAAAUACGAAAAAACUGAGCCAAACGUAGCAGAUGAUGACAGCGACGGUCUGCAUGGUAAUGAUGCUACUAAAUCUCCAAGCUCCCUGGCCGAUACAACCCCAGCAAUUUCAUCGGAGAAGACCAAAACGUAUACCAAGACCCUCGAGCCUGAAGACUCCGCGGAUGAGGAUGAGUACAUUGAAGUUGAUGGCCGUACAUACGUCUUGCCGAGGCCCAGAAGAACGUCAAACGACUACAGAAAUUACAAGUCACAACAAGACACUGACUACUAUUACUACUACUCGAAGACAGGCAUGACUCCAAUCCCGAAGCCAGAUGCUGCCAUGGACAAGUCGAGUCGCCAAAUGCCCAGCCCAAGAUACACCUCUGACGGCUACUACGCCACGCCGAAUAGCUCGUUUACCUAUAUCCAGCGCGAUGCUGUCGCCUACGAGCCCUCGCCUCGUCGUCCCCCCAGACCGGCCGUCCGCAGUUCUGCAGCAUGGGCGACUCGUCAGGGUCCCACCGCCGCCUCCUCCGCCGGCGCUCAAACCAAGAGAAGGCCGCCUACAGUCCGUGUGGCGAAUGAGUCGGAUGCCAAGAAGCACCGUAUUCCUCCGGGCUACUCGCUCAAGAACUGGGACCCGACCGAGGAGCCCAUUCUUUUGCUUGGGAGCGUAUUUGACUGCAACUCACUCGGCAAGUGGAUCUACGACUGGGCCGUCUAUCACCACGGACCCGCCACUCCUGUUUCUGAGUUGGCUGGUGACCUUUGGCUUCUUCUUAUCCAGAUAGCCGGCAAGAUGAAGCGCGCCGAUCUAUCUAUCGAGCAGAUCACCAACGCAGAAGAAAGAGAGCUUCUGGGCGACUUCGUUGACUCAGGCGAGCGCCUUAUUGGUAAGCUACGCGACCUGCUCAAGACCUGCGAGUCACCCAUGCUCGAGGGUCUAGGAAAGGGGGGGUCUCUGGGCAAGGGUGCAGGUGUUGAGUUUAUCAAGACGCUGUUUGGCCGUGAGCGUGAACUGGACAAGACUGAGAGACUGAUGCAGCGGUUUCGGCUGUUCGUCCUGCGGUUUGACGCCAACUGUGAGGAUAUUCUGCAACAGGCGAUAAAAGAAAAAAACAAGGCUACAAGCGAGAGUCGUGUUGGAAGAGAAAAGAUAACCAACUAAUGUAUUUAGCUUGACCCAGGUUUGGGUGGGAGAACACACAGCACCCGACUUGUUAUGCCAAGUUGGAAAUGAUGACGUUCCAAAAUUAAUUUAU
Molecule: messenger RNA, 3006 nt
Organism: Colletotrichum destructivum
Lineage: Eukaryota; Fungi; Ascomycota; Sordariomycetes; Glomerellales; Glomerellaceae
Exons: 3
Coding region: 63-2912 (949 amino acids)
Source: RefSeq, a predicted model, not a curated record